AUGACUCAUCCAAGGGUGCAAGCGUCUCUCUCGCUGCUGAUACUGGGCAGCUGUCUCCUCGCGGCCGCCCGGAGGAACCAGGGGGCGGCCAGCCGCGCGGCGCCGGUCGCCCGGGACUCCGCGGGCGCCUCCUCGGGCCGCUUCGUCAGCCCCGAGCGGCAGGCGUGCAGCUGGCAGCUCCGGGAGCCCGGCCCCGGGGCCGCGCGGGGCGGAGAGCUGGCGCUCAGCUGCCAGGCCCCGGACGGCGCGCGCUCGCAGUGUGUGCACCGCUGGGAGGCCGCGAGCUGCGCCGCUUACGCGGCCCGGGAGGCGCACUACUGGAAGGCCCUGCUGGGCCGCCUGCGCAAGAAGCGCCUGCCCUGCCACGACCCCGCGCGGCUCCAGGCCCGUCUGUGCGCGGCCAGGAAGGCCCACGGCGCCUCGCUGCGCCCUGCUCCCCGCGCGCCGCCGCGUCCCAUUCCCUCCACCCAGGAACCCAAGCCGCGCGCUCGGGUCAGGGGUCGCCCCAGGGAGCCUGUGCCGGGUCCAAACGCAGAAGCCUCUCCUCCCACCAGCACGGCCUCCAAAGAGCACCCCGCUGAGAAGAAGACCAAAGGGGCCAAGAAGAAAGGGGUCUGGGGACCCGAGAAGGAGCUACCUUUGGGGACCCGGUCUGACCUCGACAGGCUGGACGAGAACUCUGAGCUCACAGAGACUUACUGUGCUGAGAAGUGGCACUCUCUUUGCAACUUCUUUGUCAAUUUCUGGAAUGGCUGA
This is a messenger RNA of Elephantulus edwardii (Cape elephant shrew), 756 nucleotides long. RefSeq names its product fibroblast growth factor binding protein 3 (gene FGFBP3). The coding region runs from base 1 to 756 and encodes 251 amino acids. The record is from RefSeq and is a predicted model, not a curated record. Gene Ontology annotation, biological process: cell-cell signaling. The transcript has a single exon. Gene Ontology annotation, molecular function: growth factor binding. Lineage: Eukaryota; Metazoa; Chordata; Mammalia; Macroscelidea; Macroscelididae.